CCUUUAUGUAGGAAAAAUGCUGAGCAGGUGAUACUUGAAGAAUCACCGCAAAAAAUGAUGAAACUGCAUGAGGAGAAGAAAGAGGAGGAGGAGACCUGCAGGUGUGGAAAAUGUGAAGUAGGGGAAAAGAAUCGGUGUGGAAAAUGUGAAGAAUUAGAGGAAAAGAAUAAGAAGAAAAAGAAUAUUGUGGAUUAUGAGUAUUCGUCGGGAGAGGAUGACGAUUACGUCUGGCCAAAUGGUGAGCGCAGAAGGACCCGCGAAGAAUGGGCUAGAUAUUAUAAACAAAUUGAGGAAAGCGAGGGAUUUGACGUUGAUCCGUUUACGGGCGAUUUGGAGCUUGGUCUUAGAGGGGCAGAGGAUUAUGAUUCCGAGCCUAUCAUCAAAUGUGCAAAAGCAGCUAUUGAACGUUUUAACAGUGAGAAUAAUACGAGCUAUGAGUUUUUGAAGUUAGAGAAGAUAACUUGCAUUAUUGCAUCGGGAUUGGAGUAUCGUCUUACUUUUCGAGCAGCAGAUGGUGAAACCGAACCCAAAAUGUUCCAAGCUAUAACAUUUCUUGGGAUAGAUGAUAGUAUCAUUGUUGACUUCUGCAGGCUUAAGUCCACUGCUAGUUUGUAAAAGAUAGAUUUCUUAUUAUUUAUAGUGUAAAAAGG
Molecule: messenger RNA, 650 nt
Organism: Ananas comosus (pineapple)
Lineage: Eukaryota; Viridiplantae; Streptophyta; Magnoliopsida; Poales; Bromeliaceae
Product: UPF0725 protein At4g29550-like
Exons: 3
Coding region: 55-615 (186 amino acids)
Source: RefSeq, a predicted model, not a curated record